CGUGCUCACAAUGAACAGUGUGAAGAGAGAAAGGCGACAAGACAAGAGAGAAACAUCGAUUGAGCCAUUCGGUGGCUGGUUCCGGCGGCUUCUAUAGCGUAAGAACCGGUCUCCUAGGUGUGCUCCUGUUUGGUUUGAUGGAUUCCUUCCUUCAGUCUAGUUUUUCAUUAUUGCCGAUGUGUGGCGAAUUGGAAAAGAUCUCUAGUUUUGGUGCAGUGUCGGCUUAGAUGUUUUGGCGAAGAGAAGUAUAAACAAUUUUCAAUUUAUCAAAGAAGAAGAAGACAUAGAAGUGUGUCCUAUCCAUGUUUCGACAUGUUCGUAAGAAGAUCAAGCGAGAAGGAGGUUAUCAAGUUCUAACGGCGUCUACUCUUGUCUUCGCGCUUUCAAAAAAUCGUUCGGACUGCUCUAUCAAUCUCUGGCUAGGGAAUUUGCCAAUUUUCGAUGUGGUUUCAAGUGAUUCUAAUGGUCUGUAUGGCAUUUGA
This is a messenger RNA of Thlaspi arvense, 482 nucleotides long. The record is from the annotation of a GenBank genome assembly. Lineage: Eukaryota; Viridiplantae; Streptophyta; Magnoliopsida; Brassicales; Brassicaceae.